GAGAUGCAUCGAGCCUGAGUCUGGAUCUGUCACAUGGGGCCGAUGAGGAGAAGCAUCGAGCCUGAGUCUGGAUCUGUCACAUGGGGCCGAGGAGGAGAAGCAUCGAGCCUGAGUCUGUCACAUGGGGCCGAGGAGGAGAAGACACUCGCUUCCUGAAAUGAUCCCCGACUGGACGCCUUCUCACUCGUCUGUCUCCUCCUCUGUCAGCACCUCGCAUCGCGGCUGAUCCUCUUUCGUUUUCACCCUCGACCCGAGCGUCGCUGCCGAUGAUGAUCAGCAAAGUUAAAAACGCCAUGUCCAGCCUGGUGGGGGGGAUGACCACGCACGGACACCACCACCAGCACUCCCAGCAGCACCAGCAGCACCAGCACCACCACCCGGGGGGCGGCGGGGGGGCGGACAGCCUGCCGCCGCGGUUCCCUUACGGCCGGCCGGACUUCCUGCAGCUCAGCCCGGAGCUGCUGCAGCUGUCCACGGAGCACGCGACCCGGCCUGUGCUGACGCUGCAGAGGGGCUGCAGGCUCCCCUGGAGGACGGGGUACGCAGAGGUGAUCAACGCCGGGAAGAGCAUGCUGAACGAGGACCAGGCGUCCAGCGAGAAGCUGUUUGUGAGGAAGCCGAGCGGCAAACACAAGAACUCCAGUCUGCUGGAGGAUAACGGGGAUGGCACAGGGAUUCCUCUCCACUUCUGGGGUGUGUAUGACGGACAUGCAGGGUCCGGGGCCGCCAUCAUGGCCUCCAAACUUCUUCACCGACUCAUCCGAGACCGCCUGGGAGAAGUCUGCCACCUGCUGGAGAAUCCCACCUGCGCACCGCCCAUCUGCCUGGCCAAGAACGGCAGCCCGUACCAGGCGGACACAAAGAAAGGGGCUACCCAGGAACCAGAGGACCCCGAUGCCAUCAGCGACUCGGCGGUGCGCUUCCACAUGGAGAAGGUGGUUAGUUUGGAGAGUCUGGUGAUGGGAGUCAUAGAGACGGCCUUCCAACAGAUGGACGAGCUGAUCGAAAAGGAAAAAGCAUCGUAUGCCAUCUCUGGUGGGUGCUGUGCCUUAGCUGCCAUUGAUUUAAUGGGGAAACUCUAUGUGGCCAAUGCUGGAGACAGCAGGGCCAUAAUCAUACGGAACAAUGAAGUGAUACCCAUGACCAACGAGUUCACACCUGAGUCGGAGAGGCAGCGGCUGCAGUAUCUGGGCUUCCUGAGGCCGGAGCUUCUGGGUAAUGAGUUCACUCACAUUGAGUUCCCUCGGAGGAUCCAGCACAGUGAGCUGGGGAAGAAGAUGCUCUACAGAGACCACACCAUGACCGGCUGGGCUUACAAGUCAAUCGUUGAAGAUGACCUGAAAUUCCCCCUGAUAUAUGGGGAGGGGAAAAAGGCUCGUGUCAUGGCCACAAUCGGCGUGACCCGCGGGCUGGGAGACCAUGAACUGAAGGUGUACAACUCCAACAUCUACAUCAAGCCCUUCCUCUCAUGUUCUCCUGAGGUGAAAGUUUAUAACAUGGCCGAAAACAAGCACGGCCCAGACGACGUCUUGGUCAUGGGCACAGACGGAUUGUGGGACGUAACCACGGACAGGGAAGUGGCAGAUGCUGUGUCAGCCUACUUAUCCGGCAGUGACCCCUCUGAUCCCAUGAGGUACACCUUGGCGGCCCAGGACCUGCUGAUGAGGUCUCGAGGAGUGCUGAAGGAGCGCGGCUGGAGGCUCCCCAAUGAAAGACUGGGCUCAGGUGAUGACAUCACCGUGUUUGUCAUCCCGCUGGCGGGGAGCGAGUCAGAGACAUGACGUGAUGUCGCAGUGGCCCGCUAAGACAGCGCUGACUCGUCAGGGUUGCUCCAACCGUCCCUCCAAGCUCCCUCAACCCCCGGACCCAUGGGGCGUCGGGAGAGAAAAACACCUUUGCUGUGCUGACCUAUUUCGUCAUAUGACACUUUUCAUUGAACCGCUGACCCUGUGUCAACCCACAUAUGACUCAUAAAAUAACCUGAACCCUUACUAUAGCAACAACUCUGGUCUGAGCAGCAUCAACCUCUAGAUCAGACCCCGUCCCAGCCGCUUUACGUCAGCCCACACCCGGGAUCCCAUCUCCUUCGAUCACCGUCAUGUAACAGAAGAUUCUCAGCAACGUUUUAAAGAGAAGUCAAACUCCGCCUCCUUGACCUGCUGUUUGUAACAGUUGCCAGUGAGAAUUAAAAACCCUCGUAGUAUUUUUGUUUCCUGCUCAUGUUCGAGGCCAGAACGCUUUUCAAACCUUUGAACUGAUUCUUAAUUUUCAGGUCAUGGCCUAAAUGUGACUCUGUUUUUCUAAAAAAUCUAAUUUACAAUCUUACUUGGAAUGCAGGAGGGAAUGUGAGGAAACCAAAGAGAUGCCACUAUGGCAUAAGGAUGGAAAUCUGUACAAAGAAAAGAAAAAGGAUAAACAACAAAACAAAAAAAAUUGAUUCAUGUCUGUACAUUAAAGAAGCAUGGAGGUUGUUACAAAACUGAGGAAUGGACCUUUACAGCACAGAACCUGAACAGAAUCCAUCUCUGUCUCUGUCUCUGUGUCUCCUCUGAGUCAGUAUAGAUCAAUGAGGCACCUGAUGACUUGUUGCACACUGUGGUAGCCCGUUGAUUUGUGAUAUCUUUCUACUGAAUGUACUCAAAGAUGAUUUGUUUAAUUUUCUCAUCGCCGUGAAGAGAACAGAGGGUUUCACUUGAGUUCAGAUCAAAUAAUAUUUCCUUCCAUUUUACUGCUGUUUCUUAACAGGUAACAAGUAAACGAAACAUUGAAAUUUCUCUGUUUUUGAUAUUAGGGGUAGAAACAGUAAAUGUUGUUCCAUUAGUUUCACCAAAGCCUAAUUUAGAUUUGGCUGUUCCCCCUGGUCGUCCCCGAGUGAGGAGAGGAAACGGCGUCCUUUCGAAAUCAGUCGUUAAUCCAUAACUUACCAGUUAGCACGUGUUAGCAGAAUGCUAGCUCGAUAUAGGCAAAAUCGCUCUCACUGUUAGCAAAAAAAAGCAACAUUUGUAUUAUGUUUAAUAGAUAUAUAAACAAUGCUAUAUUUGGCAAAAUUAGAAGCACGUGUAAAUAAAUUAUAUUUGCCGUUUAGCUCCAUUCUUUGAGAACUACCUCGCUGCUGCCCUCUAGGGGAAUUGCAGCCAAUAUUGGUACCACGGCAUUAACAGGAAGUUGUCAUGAUGUCCUUAAAUCGGCUCCGGUUUAACCCUCUGAGGAUAAAUGUGUUGAUGUAGCAAGAUGUGAGAAACUUCACACUAAAGCCUUAUAAAGACUGAGAGGGACUUUUUUUCUGCACAAAUUUGAUCCUUCUAGACGUAGCUAAGAAUGUUAAAUACCCUUUCAUGUACUGGAUCCCUCUUUUGUACCAUUUCUGUUGUAUCAUGCUGUAGUUUAGAUUAUCCAUAUAUUUCAAGUCAACUUUGGUUGGAAGCAGUAUCCGCAUUUAUAUUUUUUACAUUUCUAUCCAUACUUGUUCGUUGUUUAAAAAGUUGUUGCAUCCUAGAAAUCGAGCUACCGAAAUGUGAGGUAGAAGAGGAAUGUGGACCAGUUUAGAAAUAAAUCAGAUUUUUCCCAAA
Molecule: messenger RNA, 3569 nt
Organism: Limanda limanda (common dab)
Lineage: Eukaryota; Metazoa; Chordata; Actinopteri; Pleuronectiformes; Pleuronectidae
Gene: ppm1j
Product: protein phosphatase, Mg2+/Mn2+ dependent, 1J
Exons: 10
Coding region: 267-1781 (504 amino acids)
Biological process (GO): protein dephosphorylation
Molecular function (GO): protein serine/threonine phosphatase activity
Source: RefSeq, a predicted model, not a curated record